This is a messenger RNA of Cynara cardunculus var. scolymus (artichoke), 1596 nucleotides long. Its product is annotated as berberine bridge enzyme-like 15. The record is from RefSeq and is a predicted model, not a curated record. The coding region runs from base 1 to 1596 and encodes 531 amino acids. Lineage: Eukaryota; Viridiplantae; Streptophyta; Magnoliopsida; Asterales; Asteraceae. Gene Ontology annotation, molecular function: oxidoreductase activity; FAD binding. The transcript is spliced from 2 exons.
AUGUCCAAGCCUUUACCACUAGGCUGGAAGGUCUUUGAUGGAUUUCUUUUCUUCUUCCUUCUAUCACUGAUUCCAUUCUCAUCUUCAAAUGGAAUUCAAGAUGCCUUCCAUGGCUGCAUUUCUUCCAUUCUAGCCCCCCAUACUUUCUUCACGCCAAAUGACACCGCAUUCAUACCCCUUCUCCAUUCCCGAGCCAUUAAUCUCCGAUUCACGACACCGUCAACUCCAAAACCCGAUCUCAUCUUCACCCCGUUGAACGAAACCCACAUCCAAACCGCGGUGAUUUGCGCCAAGAAGCUCGGGAUUCAUCUUCGGUUCAGAAGCGGAGGCCAUGAUUACGAAGGGAUCUCGUACACAUCCGUUAUGGAUCCUCCCUUCGUCGUUAUCGAUCUAUCAAAAAUGCGUGCGGUUAACGUUGACGUUGCCGGGAACUCCGUUUGGGCGGAGGUCGGUGCGACAAUCGGUGAAGUUUACUAUUGGGUGGCGGAGAAGAGUAAGACUCUCGGGGUUCCGGCGGGGAUUUGUACGAGUCUGGGCGUUGGCGGGCUCGUUACGGGAGGUGGGUACGGGGCCAUGAUGAGGAAAUACGGGAUUGCGGCCGAUAACGCUUUAGAUGCGAAAAUCAUCAACGCCAAUGGCGAAAUUCUCGAUAGGAAGUCAAUGGGGGAAGACGUCUUCUGGGCAAUACGAGGUGGUGGUGGCGGCAGUUUUGGAGCCAUUGUUUCGUGGAAACUGAAGCUCGUCCCGGUUCCCGCCACCGUCACCGUGUUCGACGUUACACGAACAUUAGAACAAAAUGCCACAAAGACUCUUUACAAAUGGCAACAAGUCGGUAACGAAAUCGAUCAAGAUCUUUUCGCCCGAGUCAUCAUCAAAGCCACCGAUGGUACGACUAAUAGAACCAUAACUACAACGUACAACGCGUUGUUCCUCGGUGGCGCUAACCAGCUUUUGGAAAUCACGAACCGCAAGUUCCCGGAGCUGGGACUAGCGAAAGUGGAUUGUAUCGAAAUGAGUUGGAUUGAGUCGGUUUUGUUCAUCGCUGGCUACCCAAGAAACACUCCACCCUCCGUCCUCCUCACUGGAAAGCCAACUUUCUUGAAUUCCUUCAAAGCGAAAUCGGAUUUCGUGAAGACCCCAAUCUCAGAAACAGGAUUAGAAGGGAUUUGGAAGAUAUUGUUCGAAAAAGAGAGCCCUUUCAUGAUUUGGAAUCCAUACGGCGGAAAGAUGAGCGAGAUACCGGAAUCAUCGAUUCCAUUCCCGCAUAGAAAAGGCAUACUUUUCAAGAUUCAAUAUGUGACGACAUGGACCGACUCUGGAUCGGAAACGGAAAGUGAUCAUGUGGGUGUGAUUCAGAAGCUGUAUAAAUACAUGGGUCAGUAUGUAUCGAUGAAUCCAAGAGAAGCUUAUGUGAAUUACAGAGAUCUUGACCUCGGAAUGAACGAUAAAAAUGGCAGAAAUACGAGUUUCGAGAAGGCGAGUUUAUGGGGAAGAAGGUAUUUCAAAGAUAACUUCAAGAGAUUAGUGACGAUUAAGACUGAGUUCGAUCCUAAUAAUUUCUUCAGCCAUGAACAAAGCAUUCCGAUUCUUGGUUAG